Sodiomyces alkalinus F11 is the source of this 393-nucleotide messenger RNA. RefSeq lists its product as hypothetical. The coding region runs from base 1 to 393 and encodes 130 amino acids. The transcript is spliced from 4 exons. Lineage: Eukaryota; Fungi; Ascomycota; Sordariomycetes; Glomerellales; Plectosphaerellaceae. The record is from RefSeq and is a predicted model, not a curated record.
AUGGAGUCGUCUACACCCCAUACUGUUUGCCCACCUUCAUCCAUCCAGGGCAUGAAUCUCCACAGCGUUACUGCAGGGCUUUCCUCGAGGACUGCCAGGUUUGCUUAUCUGUUUCUGGAGAGGUCAAAGAAAUCCGGGGGCCCGCAUAUUUCUCACGGCCGACCCCCCGCGUCUAACUUGAGUCGACUAGGCCCAAAUAACCCCGUUGCCACACUGCCCCGGCGUGCGUUCUUCUUCAUUCCAUGCAAUCAUGCUGCACCAACACCCAUGGUGUGCUUCUUCGGCAGCCGCUUGGGCGUCUUCAGCGGCUUCAGCGAUACAUACGAAUCAUUCCGCACUGCGAGCUCUACCCGUGGGGCAUUCCGACGCAACCCCCACGUCUUGCAUACAUGA